UCGUCACGAGGGCCACAAUUGGCCCGCGGGCCGCCAGUUUGAGCCCCCUGGUUUAAAGCUUGUCUCUGCUCCUGAUUGGAGGAUAAAUCCAUCCUGAGACUUACAAUCCCCACAGAGAGACAGACAGAGAGUUAGUCUGCUGCACACACUCUCCCUGUCAGCAGCUACAGAUAUUAUAAUAUUAUAUAUAUUAUUAUUAUAACUCCUUCAUCACCAGGAUUACUUUAUUUUCUACAUCUGGUUUGUUUUCAUCAGUCCUCAGAUAUGACGAUCAGAACAGUUCGUCCAGACCGCGGACAACACUUCCGCCCCCGCAACCACUGCUUCAAAAAGCUGGAGGCGGUGGUGGUGGAGAUGCAGGACCCAAAGAACGGAGUGAAAGGCUCCGACCAGAAGCUCAACGUCACCGUCAUCCCACACGUCGUCUCUGGUAAAGACGUCAUCACCUGGAUCACUAACAAGAUGAAGAACACUCCAGAAGAGGCGGAGGCCUUCUGCACCAUGCUGGUGGCCUACGGGUACAUCUACCCUCUGCAGAACCACAAGAAGCUGGUGAUGUGCAACGACUCCAGCCUCUACCGCUUCCAGACUCCGUACUUCUGGCCUUCACAGAAAUGGGUUGCAGAGGACACUGACUAUGCCAUCUACCUGGCAAAGAGGAACAUCCGCAAGAAAGGCAUGCUAGAACCCUACGAACAGGCCCAUUACAACCACCUCCAUGAAUGGCUGAACCAUAAGUGGGACUUUAUCGUCAUGCAGGCCACUGAGCAGCACAAGGCUGGCAAGGAGAGGAAGAAGCCGGAUCGUGUUGUGUUUGACUGCCAGGAGAGAGCUUACUGGAUAGUGAACAGGCCACCGCGUCGUACUCACAGUGCUAUGGACUCUGGUCCAGAUCGUCUCAUUGAUCCCAAUGCAGAUGAGAAACUCACCUUUGACACGUACAGACGCAUGAACAUCUUUUAUCAACAUACGAUCAUGAGGUCAAGGGUCAAAUCCAGCGUGUCCCUUGGAGCACUGGCCAAGUACGUGACCACCUAUAAGAACCACGACCCGUUCCUGGCUCCCUGUCUGCCUAGCAACCCCUGGCAGACAGACAACGACUCGUACUGGAGCCUCAACAUGAGACGAGUGGACGUCCCCACUAAGAUGCGAGUGGAGCGCUGGUCCUUCAGCUUGUUCGAGCUGCUGAGCGACCUGAGAGGCCGAGACGACUUCAAGGUCUUCCUCAAGAAGGAGUUCAGCGGGGAGAACUUGGCUUUCUGGGAGGCAGCUGAAGAACUGAAGUGGGGCACAGCAGCUUCCAUGUCUUCUAAAGCCGAGACCAUUUUCAAGACCUUCCUGGCCCCCGGGGCCCCCCGAUGGAUCAACAUUGACGGCAGGACGAUGGGUCUGACGGUGAAAGGCCUGGAGCAUCCUCACCGCUACGUCCUGGAAGCUGCUCAGACUCACGUCUUCCUGCUCAUGAAGAAGGACACUUUCUUCCGUUACCUCAAGUCACCAGUGUACAAAGACAUCCAGAAGAAGGCUCAGAACCCCGAGGCUCAUAACUUCAGUCCAGCCCAGUUGGAGCAGAACGCCAUGAACCGAAGCCCCGGCAUCAGUCCUAUGAUCCUCUGGCAGCAGGAGGAGGUGGAGAAGGCCAAGGCUGCUGCUGCUUCUGCUCCCGUCGACGUCAAGGCCAUGAUGAGCAAAAUAGACAGGAAGUAGUAGAAACAUGUCUAUAUAAUGUGAGGACACAUAGAAACUAGCCCUUUGUUAGGGUCUAUACACUGCACAGGAGAAUUAGUUCUGCUUUUAGGAGGGUGCAGAUAUGGAAAAAUAAAAUGCUAACCCUAAAAAAACUCUCCCAAAAGGUUUCUGAGCUGUUUCUUGUAGUAUUAGAUGACUUUAAUAUCACAGUAAAAGUUGUCUGUGGUGCAAGGAGCUCAUGCAGGAAGGCUCACUGGAGCUUUAAAUGUUUCUUUGACCCAGAAAAUGUAGAUUUUGACACAAAGAUUGACUUUAUGAGUGGUUUGGAAGAUAUAUUGGUUCUCAUAGAUUUUAUAUGGCUGCCAUCUCCGAUGGCCACAAAUUCAUUAAUUAAAUGAAUUAUUGUAAAGGAGAAUAAAGGUUCUUGUAUGUUUUAUUUAAGGCAUCUUAUUUUGACAGUCUUCUUGUAAAUUAUGUGGUGGUUUAUACACACUGUGCUCUUAUUCUGAAAGCUGCAUUGUUAAGCGACAGGAAGUAAUAGUAGCUUUUUGUGAUUAACACAACUUUAAUUGUUAGCUAACGUUAGCUUGCGGCUAACGCGGGUAAACUGUGACGUGUGUGGUGAAGGUGCUCAUCAGGAAGACUCACUGGAACUGAUCACAUCUUGGUGGUUGG
Centropristis striata (black sea bass) is the source of this 2364-nucleotide messenger RNA. RefSeq names its product regulator of G protein signaling 9a (gene rgs9a). Gene Ontology annotation, biological process: intracellular signal transduction; regulation of G protein-coupled receptor signaling pathway; G protein-coupled receptor signaling pathway. The transcript has 17 exons. The record is from RefSeq and is a predicted model, not a curated record. NCBI's taxonomy places the organism in Eukaryota, Metazoa, Chordata, Actinopteri, Perciformes, Serranidae. Bases 265 to 1707 code for a protein of 480 amino acids.